AUGGUAAAUUCGCAAACACCUGAUAGUCAUAACAUUGAUGAUGACAUGGGAGAUUUGCAAAAAAAUGAAAGCAUGGUACAUUCAAAAACCACUGAUGGUCACACCAUUAAUGGUGACAUGGAAGGUGAUAUCCCUAUUCUACACACCACUAAUCAUAACUCCUUGAGUUCAUCUAUCAAUAAAGGUGAUAUCCCUAUUCUACACACCACUAAUCAUAACUCCUUGAGUUCAUCUAUCAAUAAAGGUGAUAUCCCUAUUUUACACACCACUUAUCAUAACUCCUUGAGUUCAUCUAUCAAUAAAGGUGAUAUCCCUAUUCUACACACCACUAAUCAUAACUCCUUGAGUUCAUCUAUCAAUAAAGGUGAUAUCCCUAUUCUACACACCACUAAUCAUGACUCCUUGAGUUCAUCUAUCAAUGAAGGUGAUAUCCCUAUUUUGCACACCACUAAUCAUAACUCCUUGAGUUCAUCUAUCAAUAAAGGUGAUAUCCCUAUUCUACACACCACUUAUCAUGACUCCUUGAGUUCAUCUAUCAAUAAAGGUGAUAUCCCUAUUCUACACACCACUAAUCAUGACUCCUUGAGUUCAUCUAUCAAUAAAGGUGAUAUCCCUAUUUUGCACACCACUAAUCAUAACUCCUUGAGUUCAUCUAUCAAUAAAGGUGAUAUCUCUAUUCUACACACCACAAAUCAUGACUCCUUGAGUUCGUCUAUCAAUAAAGGUGAUAUCCUUAUUCUACACACCACUAAUCAUAACUCCUUGAGUUCAUCUAUCAAUAAAGGUGAUAUCCCUAUUCUACACACCACUAAGCAUAACUCCUUGAGUUCAUCUAUCAAUAAAGAUGAUAUCCCUAUUUUACACACCACUUAUCAUAACUCCUUGAGUUCAUCUAUCAAUAAAGGUGAUAUCCCUAUUCUACACACCACUUAUCAUAACUCCUUGAGUUCAUCUAUCAAUAAAGGUGAUAUCCCUAUUCUACACACCACUAAUCAUGACUCCUUGAGUUCAUCUAUCAAUGAAGGUGAUAUCCCUAUUUUGCACACCACUAAUCAUAACUCCUUGAGUUCAUCUAUCAAUAAAGGUGAUAUCCCUAUUCUACACACCACUUAUCAUGACUCCUUGAGUUCAUCUAUCAAUAAAGGUGAUAUCCCUAUUCUACACACCACUAAUCAUAACUCCUUGAGUUCAUCUAUCAAUAAAGGUGAUAUCCCUAUUCUACACACCACUAAUCAUAACUCCUUGAGUUCAUCUAUCAAUAAAGGUGAUAUCUCUAUUCUACACACCACUAAUCAUGACUCCUUGAGUUCGUCUAUCAAUAAAGGUGAUAUCCUUAUUCUACACACCACUAAUCAUAACUCCUUGAGUUCAUCUAUCAAUAAAGGUGAUAUCCCUAUUCUACACACCACUAAGCAUAACUCCUUGAGUUCAUCUAUCAAUAAUAGUGAUAUCCAUAUUCUACACACCACUUAUCAUAACUCCUUGAGUUCAUCUAUCUAUAAAGGUGAUAUCCCUAUUCUUCACACCACUAAUCAUAACUCCUUAAGUUCAUCUAUCAAUAAAGGUGAUAUCUCUAUUCUACACACCACUAAUCAUAACUCCUUGAGUUCAUCUAUCAAUAAAGGUGAUAUCCCUAUUCUGCACACCACUAAUCAUGACUCCUUGAGUUCAUCUAUCAAUAAAGGUUAUAUCCCUAUUCUUCGCAACACUAAUCAUAACUCCUUGAGUUCAUCUAUCAAUAAAGGUGAUAUCCCUAUUCUACACACCACUAAUCAUAACUCCUUGAGUUCAUUUGUCAAUAAAGGUGAUAUCUCUAUUCUACACACCACUAAUCAUAACUCCUUGAGUUCAUCUAUCAAUAAAGGUGAUAUCCCUAUUCUACAUACCACUAAUCAUGACUCCUUGAGUUCAUCUAUCAAUAAAGGUGAUAUCCCUAUUCUACACACCACUAAUCAUGACUUCUUGAGUUCAUCUAUCAAUAUUGGUGAUAUCCCUAUUCUACACACCACUAAUCAUAACUCCUUGAGUUCAUCUAUCAAUAAAGGUGAUAUCCCUAUUCUACACACCACUAAUCAUAACUCCUUGAGUUCAUCUAUCAAUAAAGGUAAUAUCCCUAUUCUACACACCACUAAUCAUAACUCCUUGAGUUCAUCUAUCAAUAAAGGUGAUAUCCCUAUUCUACACACCACUUAUCAUGACUCCUUGAGUUCAUCUAUCAAUAAAGGUGAUAUCCCUAUUCUACACACCACUUAUCAUAACUCCUUGAGUUCAUCUAUCAAUAAAGGUGAUAUCCCUAUUUUACACACCACUAAUCAUAACUCCUUGAGUUCAUCUAUCAAUAAAGGUGAUAUCCCUAUUCUACACACCACUUAUCAUGACUCCUUGAGUUCAUCUAUCAAUAAAGGUGAUAUCCCUAUUCUACAUACCACUAAUCAUGACUCCUUGAGUUCAUCUAUCAAUAAAGGUGAUAUCCCUAUUCUACACACCACUAAUCAUGACUUCUUGAGUUCAUCUAUCAAUAUUGGUGAUAUCCCUAUUCUACACACCACUAAUCAUAACUCCUUGAGUUCAUCUAUCAAUAAAGGUGAUAUCCCUAUUCUACACACCACUAAUCAUAACUCCUUGAGUUCAUCUAUCAAUAAAGGUAAUAUCCCUAUUCUACACACCACUAAUCAUAACUCCUUGAGUUCAUCUAUCAAUAAAGGUGAUAUCCCUAUUCUACACACCACUUAUCAUGACUCCUUGAGUUCAUCUAUCAAUAAAGGUGAUAUCCCUAUUCUACACACCACUUAUCAUAACUCCUUGAGUUCAUCUAUCAAUAAAGGUGAUAUCCCUAUUUUACACACCACUAAUCAUAACUCCUUGAGUUCAUCUAUCAAUAAAGGUGAUAUCCCUAUUCUACACACCACUUAUCAUGACUCCUUGGGUUUAUCUAUCAAUAAAGGUGAUAUCCCUUUUCUACACACCACUUUUCAUGACUCCUUGAGUUCAUCUAUCAAUAAAGGUGAUAUCCCUAUUCGACACACCAUUAAUCAUAACUCCUUGAGUUCAUCUAUCAAUAAAGGUGAUAUCUCUUUUCUACACACCACUAAUCAUAACUCCUUGAGUUCAUCUAUCAAUAAUGGUGAUAUCUCUAUUCUACACACCACUAAUCAUAACUCCUUGAGUUAA
This is a messenger RNA of Mytilus trossulus (common blue mussel), 3171 nucleotides long. Its product is annotated as GATA zinc finger domain-containing protein 14-like. NCBI's taxonomy places the organism in Eukaryota, Metazoa, Mollusca, Bivalvia, Mytilida, Mytilidae. The record is from RefSeq and is a predicted model, not a curated record. The transcript is spliced from 4 exons. Bases 1 to 3171 code for a protein of 1056 amino acids.